GACCCAACCGUCUAGUUUUUUCCCCACCUGUUAUUGCGCUUCUUCUUCGCCCCUUUACCACCCCGCUGCACUCAUCCAUCGCUGUACCGUCGUAUUUCCUUUGGCGACAGCAAAAAUGUACAACAACGACCACAAGGCCACCGUCAAGAACGCCGACAUGCCGGAGGACAUGCAGGCGGACGCGAUUGAGGUGACGCUGCAGGCGAUGGAGAAGUUCAACAUUGAGAAGGACAUCGCCGCCUACAUUAAGAAGGAGUUCGACAAGAAGUAUCAGCCCACGUGGCACUGCAUCGUGGGCCGCAACUUUGGCAGCUUCGUCACCCACGACACGCACUGCUUCUUGUACUUCUACCUUGGCCAGGUCGCCGUGCUGCUCUUCAAGUGCGGGUAA
Leptomonas pyrrhocoris is the source of this 391-nucleotide messenger RNA. RefSeq names its product putative dynein light chain flagellar outer arm. Gene Ontology annotation, molecular function: dynein intermediate chain binding; dynein light intermediate chain binding. The transcript has a single exon. NCBI's taxonomy places the organism in Eukaryota, Euglenozoa, Kinetoplastea, Trypanosomatida, Trypanosomatidae. Gene Ontology annotation, cellular component: dynein complex. Bases 116 to 391 code for a protein of 91 amino acids. Gene Ontology annotation, biological process: microtubule-based process. The record is from RefSeq and is a predicted model, not a curated record.